AUGGAGUACGCAGACGAGUAUGGAGACGAUGUCUACUACGAGGCGGAGGAGGGGAUCACAUCUGAAGACUGCUGGACGGUGAUUUCCGCAUUUUUCGAGUCCAAAGGUCUGGUCUCCCAGCAGUUAGACUCCUUCGAUGAAUUCAUCUCCACCACGAUGCAAGAGCUGGUAGAGGAGCAGGGCCAGGUUACUCUCGAUCAAACAGUUCCUCCGGGUGACGAUGAGCAGGAUCCCGUCGUCUUACGCCGCUAUGAGCUCAAAUUUGGUACCGUGAUGUUGGCUAGGCCGUCCAUGACAGAAGGAGAUGGUGCAACCAGCAUUAUGUUGCCUCAGGAAGCCCGUCUACGAAAUCUCACCUAUGCUAGUCCGCUCUACCUCGGUAUUUCGAAAAAGAUUAUGGAAGGCCGGGAGCGCCUAUUAUCAGAAAGGGACGACGAGGAGGAAGAGGUCGAAGAGAAGGGUGAUGAAGAGAGGCGGAAUCGUGGAACAUAUUUGCAUUGGGAACGGAAACCAGCUUCUGAAGACGAGGCAGAGGAGGAAAACAUUUUCAUUGGAAAAAUGCCUAUUAUGCUCAAGUCAAAGUACUGCAUCCUCAAGGACCUCGGCGAGCAAGCCCUUUACAACUGGAACGAGUGCCCAUACGAUUCAGGUGGUUAUUUCGUUAUCAACGGAAGUGAAAAGGUUUUGAUUGCGCAAGAACGAAGUGCUGGAAAUAUUGUGCAAGUGUUCAAGAAGGCCCCUCCAAGUCCAACCCCUUACGUUGCGGAAAUUCGAAGUGCUGUAGAGAAGGGCUCCAGAAUCCUCUCUCAGCUUUCCAUCAAACUCUUCUCCAAAGGCGACAGUGCUAAGGGCGGAUUUGGCCCGACAAUUCGAUCGACCCUACCCUACAUCAAAACCGAUAUUCCCAUUGUCGUCGUAUUUCGCGCUCUCGGUGUUGUGUCUGAUGAAGAUAUUCUAAACCACAUUUGCUACGACCGAAACGACACGCCAAUGUUAGAAAUGCUUAAGCCAUGUAUUGAAGAAGGGUUCGUUAUCCAAGACCGUGAUGUUGCACUUGACUUUAUUAGCAAAAGAGGAUCGUCACCUAUGAGCAUGAACCAAGAGAAGCGAGUACGAUAUGCCAGGGACAUCAUUCAAAAGGAAUUCCUUCCUCAUAUAUCGCAGAGCGAAGGCAGUGAGACUCGCAAGGCCUUCUUUUUGGGUUACAUGGUCCACCGUCUCCUCCAGUGCGCCCUUGGACGUCGUGAUGUGGAUGAUCGAGAUCAUUUUGGAAAGAAGCGCCUCGACUUGGCGGGACCUCUACUGGCGAACUUAUUCCGAGUUUUGUUUAUGAGACUUACCAAAGAUCUUUAUAAAUAUGUCCAAAGGUGUGUCGAGACCGGCAGACAGUUGUACCUGAACAUCGGUGUCAAAGCCAGCACCCUCACAGGUGGCCUCAAAUACGCACUUGCUACAGGGAACUGGGGUGAGCAGAAGAAAGCCGCUAGCUCGAAGGCAGGUGUCUCACAGGUGCUUAACCGUUAUACAUAUGCAUCUACACUUUCCCAUCUUCGGCGCACAAAUACCCCUAUCGGUCGAGAUGGCAAGAUCGCCAAACCUCGACAGCUCCAUAACACCCAUUGGGGUCUUGUUUGCCCUGCUGAGACGCCCGAAGGGCAAGCUUGUGGUCUGGUCAAGAAUUUAGCACUCAUGUGCUACAUCACCGUUGGUACCCCGAGCGAGCCGAUCAUCGAUUUCAUGAUUCAGCGCAAUAUGGAAGUACUGGAAGAAUUUGAACCUCAGGUAUCACCUAAUUCGACAAAAGUGUUCGUGAACGGUGUAUGGGUAGGUGUACACAGGGACCCGGCACAUCUUGUUGGGACCGUCCAGUCCUUGCGACGACGAAACAUGAUUUCCCAUGAGGUCAGUUUGGUUUGGGAUAUUCGAGACCGAGAGUUCAAGAUUUUUACGGAUGCCGGGCGUGUGUGUCGACCUCUGUUUGUGGUUGACAAUGACCCAAAGAGUGAAAACAGCGGGUCCCUUGUUCUUGUAAAGGAACAUAUUCACAAACUUGAAGCAGACAAGGAGCUUCCACCAGAUCUUGAUCCAGAGGAACGGAGGGAGAGACACUUUGGCUGGGAUGGCCUCGUUAAGUCCGGAGUGGUUGAAUAUGUGGAUGCAGAAGAAGAAGAAACUAUCAUGAUUGUCAUGACGCCCGAAGAUCUGGAGGCAUCAAAACAAUACCAGGCUGGUUAUGGCAUGCCCGAAGAGGAUACUACAGACCGCAACCGUCGUGUCAAAUCAACUCUAAGCCAAAAGGCUCACACCUGGACGCACUGUGAGAUUCAUCCCAGUAUGAUAUUGGGCAUUUGUGCGAGUAUUAUUCCGUUCCCCGAUCAUAACCAAUCUCCCCGUAACACAUACCAAUCUGCUAUGGGUAAACAAGCCAUGGGUGUUUUCCUCACAAAUUUCGAACAGCGCAUGGAGACAAUGGCGAAUAUUCUCUAUUACCCGCAGAAACCUCUUGCAACCACGAGAUCCAUGGAGUUCCUUAAGUUCCGUGAACUUCCUGCCGGUCAAAAUGCUAUUGUGGCUAUUGCAUGUUACUCCGGAUACAACCAGGAAGAUUCCGUUAUCAUGAACCAAAGCAGUAUCGAUCGUGGCUUGUUCCGAAGCUUGUUCUACCGAACUUAUACUGACUCUGAGAAGAUGAUCGGUUUGACAGUGGUUGAGAGAUUUGAGAAGCCGAUGAGAUCGGACACUCUCAGGAUGAAACACGGGACCUACGACAAGGUCGACGACGACGGCAUCGUGUCACCGGGAGUUCGCGUGUCCGGUGAGGAUAUCAUCAUUGGAAAAACCUCGCCGUUGGCGCCGGAGGCUGAAGAACUUGGCCAGCGAACGAAACAGCACACUAAACUGGAUGUCUCAACUCCUCUGAGAAGUACUGAGAGUGGUAUUGUCGACCAGGUUCUUGUUUCCACGAGUAACGAUGACUUGAAGUUUGUGAAGGUACGGAUGAGAACCACGAAGAUUCCUCAGAUUGGUGACAAGUUUGCGUCUCGACACGGUCAAAAAGGUACUAUUGGUAUUACAUACCGACAUGAGGAUAUGCCGUUUACCAGAGAAGGUGUCACGCCCGAUUUGAUUAUCAACCCCCACGCUAUCCCGUCUCGUAUGACAAUUGCCCAUUUGAUUGAGUGCCAGUUGAGUAAAGUGUCCUCCCUCCGUGGAUAUGAAGGUGAUGCAACGCCCUUCACCGACGUCACUGUUGACUCGGUGUCGAGCUUGCUUCGCGAGCAUGGAUAUCAAUCACGUGGAUUCGAGGUCAUGUACAAUGGACACACAGGAAGGAAAUUGGUCGCCCAGGUGUUCCUGGGGCCUACCUACUAUCAGCGACUACGACAUAUGGUGGACGACAAGAUCCACGCUCGUGCCCGUGGGCCUACGCAGAUCCUGACUCGCCAGCCAGUGGAGGGUCGUGCUCGAGAUGGUGGUCUGCGAUUCGGAGAGAUGGAACGCGAUUGCAUGAUUGCCCACGGAGCUAGUUCGUUUUUGAAGGAGCGAUUGUUUGAUGUGUCUGAUCCGUUCCGGGUACAUAUCUGCGACAUUUGUGGAUUGAUGACACCUAUUGCGUAA
Molecule: messenger RNA, 3618 nt
Organism: Arthroderma uncinatum
Lineage: Eukaryota; Fungi; Ascomycota; Eurotiomycetes; Onygenales; Arthrodermataceae
Product: DNA-dependent RNA polymerase II RPB140
Exons: 1
Coding region: 1-3618 (1205 amino acids)
Biological process (GO): DNA-templated transcription
Cellular component (GO): RNA polymerase II, core complex
Molecular function (GO): DNA-directed RNA polymerase activity; DNA binding; ribonucleoside binding
Source: RefSeq, a predicted model, not a curated record